Messenger RNA from Homalodisca vitripennis (glassy-winged sharpshooter), 346 nucleotides. RefSeq names its product ankyrin repeat domain-containing protein 13B-like. The transcript is spliced from 4 exons. NCBI's taxonomy places the organism in Eukaryota, Metazoa, Arthropoda, Insecta, Hemiptera, Cicadellidae. The coding region runs from base 19 to 183 and encodes 54 amino acids. The record is from RefSeq and is a predicted model, not a curated record.
CCUGCUUCCUACACACUAAUGGGGGCCGACAUGAGAAGACAGAUCAGUCUGGAGGAGGAUGACGACAUGUUGCAGUACGCCAUCACCCAGAGUCUGCUGGAGGCUGGUAGUGAAGAGGAUCAGGUUGACAUAUGGGAAGCACUGCAGGUCCAGAGGCCAAACACCUCCUGGAUACACUCCUGACGACGAAGAGAAAGCUCUUCAAAGAGCCAUACAGGCCAGCCUGUCUGCGUACCAAGACCUGGACCCCGAACUGCUGGCGGUGAUCCAGCUGUCGCAGGCAGCAAAGAGAGGAGGAAGAGCGACAACUGAAAACUCGAGCAGGAGACACUGGACCAUGUGCUCA